Molecule: messenger RNA, 7251 nt
Organism: Notothenia coriiceps (black rockcod)
Lineage: Eukaryota; Metazoa; Chordata; Actinopteri; Perciformes; Nototheniidae
Gene: nav1a
Product: neuron navigator 1a
Exons: 27
Coding region: 175-4839 (1554 amino acids)
Biological process (GO): neurogenesis; nervous system development; neuron migration
Cellular component (GO): microtubule cytoskeleton; axon initial segment
Molecular function (GO): ATP hydrolysis activity
Source: RefSeq, a predicted model, not a curated record
UGUGAGAGUGGAGGCACUGCGGGAGCGGGGCAGUCAGUUAACGCUGCUGACUCUCACAGGCGGUUCCCUGUUAUCAGCGGCGGAAAGCACCGGGUGGAUUUUUCUCUCUCUUCUCUCAGCGCCGGGAUAUGCCAAACGGAAACAAAGCAGUGUGAGAAGCUGGACAGUUGUAGAAUGAGCGGGCGCGUGCUGAACGGGAAAAUGCUGCAACUCCCGGCUCCGCAGCGCGCGGGGAGGACAAUGCACUUUCUGUCAAGUUGGGACGAGAGCAGUUCCAUCAGCAGCGGUUUGAGUGACGGCUCAGACAACCUCAGCUCUGAAGAAUUCAACACGAGUCCCACUCUCAACUCCCUUCCUACCACUCCCAUCGGCUCUCGCAGAAACUCAGCCAUCGUGAUGCGUACAGAUGCAGAGAAGCGAUCACUGGUGGAGAGUGGUUUGUCCUGGGACGCUGACGAUACCAAACCCGGCCGCGAGAGCCAUGGCAGCAGCGUCUACGAUACUGGAAGUCUCAAAUCUGAAUCAGCCAAUAAAUGGAAAAAGACACGGACGCCGGGAGAGGGCCUAGAAGGAGGGAAGGGCGAACUGAAGAAACCUCACACCCUGGGUCACGGACAUAUAUUGAAGAAAGGAAGAAACCCACCUGUGGGAGUCACCUCGCCGAUCACACACACCUCUCAGAGCGGGCUGAAAGUGGCAGGUACCGUAAAGUCAGAUGGGAAGCCAAUGGAUAAGUCUCGGUUGGCAGUGAAGAGCUCUGGCCUUCAGCGCUCCUCUUCUGAUGCCGGUAAAGAGCAACAAAAUGGCAGCGGUGCUGGUGAGCAACGUAAACCUCCAUCCGGCCUCCUCCGGCCCUCAACUGGUGGAAGCUUUGGCUUCAAGAAGCCUGCCACAGCAACUAAUAAUGGCACAAACAAUACUAGUAUGUGUGCCUCUGCAACUGUGGGGAAGAUUCCCAAAACGUCGGGUAUUCCUGUCAAACCAGUGGCAGUCGGGGGUGGUGGUGGAGGACGUAAGACGAGCCUAGAUGUUUCAAACAACGACCAUAGUGGUUUUCUGUCUGCAAAUGCCAGGACGUCUCUCCAGUACCGCUCUCUGCCUCGUCCAGCAAAGACAAGCACCCUGACUCUGACUCGGCCCAGCUCAGCUCGCCCAAUGAGCACCACCAUGGACACCAGCUCAUCACUGACCAAACCGCCCCAUGGCUCCCGGCUCAAAGAGCCCGCCUCUGGGAUUGGUUCAGGGUUGAGUAAGGCAGGUGGUCGUGGGAUCCAUAGUCACGGUCCUGUCAAUCAGACAGACAGAGAGAAAGAGAAAGAAAGGGCCAAAGCCAAAGCUGUAGUGUCUGACUCUGAGUGUGGAGGCGGGUCUCUGAAGGGCAGCCCUACUCAGACCCCCUCAGAGAACGGAGGGAAGCUACAGGGCCUGAGACCUCCCAGCAGUGGGAAGGGCCUGGAUCUGCCCUCACCCAACACACACAGAUUAUCUGGGAUUCGCAGCCUGGCAAAGCCUCCAUCAAUGGCCCAGCUUGACAAGCUGAACUUAAACAGUCUCGAGAUGGGAAUCCAAGACUCCCUUCCACCCAAGAUCCCUCCGUACUCUAAGCUUCAGGACCUGGCCAGCUCAGGAGGCAGCUCCACGAGCCCCUGCCUGACCCCCAGCCCUGCGCCUUUACUCAAUGUGAACUCUUCGGCCUGCUUCUCAGGCUCAGGGACUGGGUUGGGGCCCCGGCAGGUCUCCUCUCUCGGGGUUCAAGGGGGCGGAGGGAGCACCUCCCCACUGCUCUACCCUCGUCUGUCUGGGCUGCAUCGCAGCAUGGAGUCACUGCCGCUCCAGAUGAGUCUAGCCCCAGAGCGCCAGGGGAGGGAGAAGAAGGGGGAGAGGGAGAGUUUGGUGAGGGGCUACACCACAUUAGAGUCCCGGCACAAAGAUAGACAUGAAGACAGAGGCCCUCCGGCCAGCUGGAGCUCUGGAAGUAAAGUCUCAUUGUGUCUCACGGACAGUUCUCAAAGAGACAGAAACACACUGCCAAAGAAAAGUUUAAGCGUUGAGGAGGAAGGGAAGGAGAAAGGAGAGAGGAGACACUCUCAUACUAUUCUGGGUAUGACCGACUCGCUCACUCUUCCACUUCUGUCCUCACCCACCUCCCUACCCCGCACCUCCAAGACCAGUAUGGUACCCAGCCCUGUUAGCGAACCUCCGAGGAUGACCCGCUCCAACAGCAUCCCCACACACGAUGCCUCUCUGGAGCUGUAUGGAGCCUCUCCACUCGGCAGCACCAUGUCGCUCGCUGAACGCCCCCGCAGCAUGGGAAUGGUUCGCUCCGGAUCCUUCAGAGACAAGGAGUCAGACGAGGUUCAUGGGUCUGUACUCUCACUGGCAUCAAACGCCUCAUCAUGCUACUCCUCGGUGAGUGUGGGCAGCAUGCAGAAUCAGGCUGAGGAAAGGAUUCAGGGAGAGCAAAUCCGUAAACUGAGGAGGGAGCUGGAAUCGUCGCAGGAGAAAGUGUCUAACCUGACCACACAGCUGUCAGCAAACGCAAAUCUUGUGGCCGCCUUUGAGCAAAGUUUGCAUACGAUGACAACCCGGCUGCAGAGUCUGUCAAUAACCCAGGAACAGAAGGACUCAGAGCUGUUGGAUCUGAGGGAGACCAUCGAGGCUCUGAAAGACAGGAACGAUGAAGCUCAGGCUGUCAUCCAUGGAGCCUUAAACACAGCAGAUAAUAUGACAGAAAUGCGGAUUCAACGUCAAAACUCAUGUGAGAGCCUCUCCAGUCUCAACAGCCUGACCAGUAUGUCGAGCGUGGGCAGCUUCAAGGAUCAAGAAGCAAAAAAGAAGAAGAAAAAGAGCUGGCUGAGGAGCUCCUUCAACAAGGCCUUCAGCAUUAAGAAAGGCGCCAAAACAUACUCAGACAUUGAGGAAAUCGCCACUCCCGACUCCUCAGCUCCGAACUCUCCAAAGAUGCUCCAUGAGGGGGGAGAACAAGAGGAAAUUGAGCACUUGUCACUCAAAACCUCAAUCUCUUCCACCUCGUGUGUGAUCAUGGAGACUACAGACGAAGGAGACAAUGAGGAAGCGGCGGUGUCAGAUCUACGCUCAGAACUCUGGGGGAAAGAGAGAGAACUGACAGACAUCCGACUGGAGGCCUUGAGCUCUGCCCAUCAACUGGAGCAGCUCCGGGAAGCCAUGAACAACAUGCAGUCAACGGUGGAAAACCUAAAGGCGGAGAAUGAUCAUUUAAAGACUGGCUCUGGUCCCACUUCCUCCACCUCGCAACCUUCAGGCCUGGCCUCUCUCCUGGGGCCCUCGCUGAGGCAGCCGAUGAGCAUGUCCCUCACCAAGUCCUUCAGCCUCAGUCUGAAUGAUUGUAAAGAUCCAGAUGUUUCUCCAGUCGACACAUUAAGCGUGUCCUCACUGCGGGAUGAGGUGUGUGCACGAGUGCUUGUUUGCAUAAGAGAUCAAACAGAGGACAGUAAGCAGCAGCAGAACUUCUACCUGGGCUCAGUGCCGGUCAAUGCGAGGACUGACUGGUCCUGUCUCGACUCCCUUAUAGUUAAGACCUUCAAGGACUACCUAACUCAAGUGGACCCCACUUCUAGCCUGGGUCUGUCCUGUGAUUCGCUGCACAUGUACCAGCUGACCCAGGGAGUGCAGAGGUUGAUGGGAGGGGACAAACCUCAGGCCUCACCUUAUCGUUGUCUCAGCAAUGGUUCAGCUCAAAUUCUUGUCUCUUUGAAAGGUCUCAGAGAGAAAUGUGUUGACUCACUGGUUUUCGAGACUAUGAUUCCUAAACCGAUGAUGUCGCACUACAUCAGCUUGCUGCUGAAGCACAGGCGUCUGGUUCUGUCGGGGCCCAGCGGGACAGGGAAGACCUACCUGGCUCAGCGCCUGGCCCACUACCUCCUGCAGCGCAGCCGCACAGACCUGUCUGAGGCCGACCACGAGACCUGCCUCCUCGGGAGCAGCGCUGCCGUCACCUUCAACAUGCAUCGUCAGUCACAGAAGGAGUUGCAGUUGUAUCUGUCAGAGCUUGCCAAUCAGAUAGACAGAGAGACUGUAGGAGAACUGCCGCUGGUUGUUAUUAUAGAUGACAUCAGUGAUCCAGCUAGCCUCACUGAGCUUGUCAACGGGGCACUCACCUGCAAGUAUCACAAAUGUCCUUACAUCAUUGGGACAACCAAUCAGCCUGCCAAGAUGACCUCUAACCACAGUCUGCACCUCAGCUUCAGGAUGGUCAUUUUCUCCAACAAUGUGGAACCUGCUAACGGCUUCCUGGUGAGAUACCUGCACCGUAAAGCUGUGGAAGCGUACCAGGAGAAGGAGCAGGACUCCGCAUGCCACCAGGCUCUCCUCCGCGUACUGGACUGGAUCCCUCAGCUCUGGUACCACCUCCACACCUUCCUGGAGAAACACAGCACUUCAGACUUCCUCAUAGGUCCCUGUUUCUUCCUGUCAUGCCCAGUGUCAGUGUCAGAGUUCAGGCAGUGGUUCAUUGACCUGUGGAACCACUCCAUCAUACCGUACCUGCAGGAGGGAUCCAAAGAUGGCAUCAAGGUGCACGGGCAUAAGGCAGUAUGGGAGGAUCCAGUGGAGUGGGUGAGGGGGACUCUCCCUUGGCCCAAUGCACAGCAAGACCAGUCCAAGCUCUUUCACCUACCUCCCCCCAGCAUCGGUCCUGCCAGUGAGGAGAAGAAGGCCCCCAAAGAUACACCUCCACCCAGCACCCUGGAGUCAGACCCACUGAUGGCCAUGCUGCUGAAGCUCCAGGAGUCUGCAAACUACAUCGAGUCUCCAGAGCGGGAAGGCUGUCUGGAUCCCAGUCUGCAGACGACACUCUGAGGAUAACAAGCGUCUGUUUGUCAAUCUAAAGAACUAUGGACGUUAUUACGACACAUCGGGUGCGAUCCCGAUGAGACUUUAAAGACUCAAUAAGUAACUUAAUAGUUUGCUCAGUGAGCAGCUUCAACCAUAAAUGUAAAGGAUCUAUAGAGAGAGAGAUUAUGGACGAAGGGUUUGCUCUGCCCUGCUAUCAGAAAGACAAUUCAACUGCUUUUAUAGGAAGCUGUGAUGAUCAUGAGAGGGAAAGACAUCGACUUGUCUUUCCUCUGCCCUCAAUUUGUUCCCGAUGGGAUGUUGUUGACUCUGCAAGUGCAUGGUAACCGGAAUAGUAUGAUGCAAAAUAUGACCUAUAAUCCCAUUAAUCAGGACCCAUUCUUUUAUUUUAUUGCUAUUUUGCCACAACUUUCACCACAAACUAUUGGUGCUUACUGUUACUGGUUUUCUUUGAAGUCUUUACAAAGAAACUCACCUCAUAAGUAACUCUGAUUUCUUCCAAAAGUAGGAUCAUCACUCGACCACAGCCAAAAAUGCACUUUAUUUUCUACUUGUGGUAAUUGGAUUUUAGGAGGCUGUGUCAGUGACCGUGUGUUAAACAGGAAUCAUGCCGUUCAGUAGUAAAUCCUCUAGGUGGCAGCCUCUACUCCUGCCUCAGUGCUUUCCUGGUGUGCUUUCUGACGUAACAAAGGUGCUUGGUAUAAUUUAACACAUAUUCGUUUCAGUUCAGCCAUUCUGUCAUUCAUUCAAAACCGUGAAGCUGUAAGAGUAACAUGCAUGAGUGAAUAAUUAAUAUAAAUGAUGAAUUGGUUUUAGGGUCAGUCUGUAAAGGAAAAAACAUCAGUAGCCAAUGGUUUUCUACCGUGGCCCUACUCAACAAACUGUAUUUUUAACUCACAGAACUGCUCGUUUAUCUAGUGUACGGCCUACCAUUUCUGGCUACGUUUGCGUAUACUCUGUAUUUAGAGAUUGGUUUUGAAACAAAACUUCUCUUGUGACAGAUGAGGAUACAGCUUUGAAAAUCUUGAUUUUGUAGGAUUUUAUACUGACUCAUCUUCCACUAUCAUCUGUAUACAGCAACUAUCACCUGCGUUAUCGGUGUUACACUCAUUGAGACACUGUUUUUGUUCAUUCAUCACCAAGGGGAAAUGGAGAACAUCAUUAAAAAAAACUGCCAUCAGCUGAAAGGAAUCUAAAAGAAAUGUCCUCAUUCGGUUUCCUCUUUAUACUUUUAUAACAUUUUUAAGACCUUCCUUUGUAUGCAUUGUUUGAAGCGUUAUUGUAAGAGUAAGGGCUGGGUGAAAGAAAGGUUGAAACUCAUUUUUAAGUUGCUUCCUCCUGUUGCUUUCCUUUGUUUGUUUGCACAUAAUAUAUGUUAGAGUACUAGAUUACAGAGAGUAUUUAUUGCUCACAUCUUGACUGUUCUUGUGAUAAAGGAAGAAAGCAUAAGAAAAUGUUUAAGAGGAGGAAACUGUAUGUAUUAUAGAUAUUCCCUCUGCCCCUUUCACUCUGAAGUACCUCAGACUGCCAUAUUAUGUCCAGAUGUUCCUCUACUCCUCCAAACAGGGUGCUGGUGGAAAGUUGAGACAUGAUGCCUAGUCUAUCUGUGCCUGAAACACUAUUUGGCCUCAAGCUGCUUCGGAGCAGCUUUAAUCUACCACACAGAGGCCUCGAUUUAGAGGAAACAUCACCACUUCCUCUCAUCUACUCUGAUGUCACUUUAAUGUCGUCACCUUGAUGCCGACAUUUUGAUGGAAAGUGGGUUAUCGAUGUUGACCUUUGGCUGGUAGUAACAAUGAAAGCUGUUUGUUAAGAUGAUAUCUGUGUUGUCUGCAAUAGCUGACAAUGUGUAUCAUGACUGGACUGCUUUUGUGCGAUUUGACACCAUUUUAAAUGGGUGACAUCUUUGUGGAGUUGCCUGAGAAUUAGAAGCAGUGUAAGAACAGAUAUAACCCUGGGGAGGUAAUGUUGAGCAUGUAUCCCUGUUGUGAUCCCAAAGUAUUGUUUCAUUGGACCUACCUACACUUACCCUAUCCUGGGAGGGAUUUUUAUUAACUGGAUUGCUUUCUCUUUCCACAUUAUUUUUAAGAGCAGAUUUGUUUUUCUUAUGCAAAUAUUUGUAAAUGUUUCUCCUUCUUUUAUACAUGACAUCACAUUGUAAACACUGUAAAUAGUCAGUGCAUCUGCGACAACAAUCACUGAAACGUGUACAUGUAGAUCUAAGAGAAGGCAUGGCCCCUGUAUGCAGAACACGAGAAUCCUGUUGUUUUAUUGUCUUCCUUUAGGGGGAAGGAGCACUUGGCUAAAGAGGGGGCCUAACUGUGGUUGUUUGGCAUGUCUCUAUAAACACAUCAAAAUCCCAUAUGUCUAACAUUGAGCAAUGGACACAAUAAAUUCAUGCCAUUCUUCACAUCACUA